Messenger RNA from Truncatella angustata, 2910 nucleotides. Its product is annotated as NADH-ubiquinone oxidoreductase 78 kDa subunit mitochondrial precursor. Gene Ontology annotation, molecular function: NADH dehydrogenase (ubiquinone) activity; iron-sulfur cluster binding. Gene Ontology annotation, biological process: ATP synthesis coupled electron transport. Bases 410 to 2641 code for a protein of 743 amino acids. Gene Ontology annotation, cellular component: membrane. NCBI's taxonomy places the organism in Eukaryota, Fungi, Ascomycota, Sordariomycetes, Amphisphaeriales, Sporocadaceae. The transcript has 6 exons. The record is from RefSeq and is a predicted model, not a curated record.
CUCAAAGCGUCAUAGAAGAAAGAGUCGGGUCAGGUUUAGAUAUCAUCGAGGCAAUAGCAUCAUGUCGGGACUGCAAAUUCAUCGAGUGUAUUCAUAAUUGUUUUGCUCCUCUCAAUAUGCAGUGACAUGUUUCUCCUCGUUUGACGCUCUCUUUGCGUGAGUAAAAUCGCACUCUUCACUGGCGAACAGGCCGGAGAGUGGACCUCGGACAUCCAAUCACAUUGGAUUUGAUCAUAAUCGUCAAUUGGCAGCGCCACUAUUAUUCCCGACCCAGCACCAAGCAACCAAGCACUUCUUUGACCUGAGAAUAGAGACGUCAACACUCCGACAGAGCUCUCAAUCGGCCGCCACAGCAUUUGUUGCUGCAUCCCCUUCCCUCCACAUCGUCAGAUUCCGUCGGGACGACACGAUGCUGCGACAUUCUCUGGCUCGUUCGGCUUGGCGGACCACCAGGCAUGCCGCCAAUGCCACGAGAGCCUUUUCCGCGACUGCUCAGAGGCCCGCCGAGGUCGAGCUUACCAUUGACGGAAAGAAGGUCUCGAUAGAAGCUGGAUCCGCCUUGAUCCAGGCAUGCGAGAAGGCCGGAGCCACCGUCCCUAGAUAUUGCUACCAUGAAAAACUAAUGAUUGCGGGUAACUGCCGUAUGUGCCUGGUCGAAGUCGAGAGGGCCCCCAAGCCCGUUGCAUCAUGCGCAUGGCCCGUCCAGCCCGGCAUGGUCGUCAAGACCAACUCGCCACUCACACACAAGGCCCGUGAAGGUGUCAUGGAGUUCCUGCUCGCAAACCACCCUCUGGACUGCCCUGUCUGUGACCAAGGUGGUGAGUGUGAUCUUCAGGACCAGUCCAUGCGAUACGGCGGCGACAGAGGCCGGUUCCACGAGAUUGGCGGCAAGCGUGCUGUCGAGGACAAGAACAUCGGUCCCCUCAUCAAGACUUCCAUGAACAGAUGUAUCCACUGCACGAGGUGUAUCCGAUUCGCCAACGAUAUCGCCGGCGCCCCUGAGAUGGGUUCUUUCGGACGUGGCAACGACAUCCAAAUCGGCACCUACCUCGAGAAGAACCUCGACUCCGAAAUGUCCGGCAACGUCAUCGAUUUGUGCCCCGUUGGUGCUCUCACCUCCAAGCCUUACGCGUUCCGUGCCAGACCUUGGGAAUUGAAGAAGACCGAGUCUAUCGAUGUCCUGGACGGUUUAGGCUCCGCUAUUCGCGUCGACUCGAGAGGUCUGGAAGUUAUGCGUGUGAUUCCUCGCCUGAACGACGACGUCAACGAGGAGUGGAUCAACGACAAGACGAGAUUCGCCUGUGAUGGUCUCAAGACCCAGAGACUCACCAUGCCCUUGGUUCGACGUGACGGCAAGUUCGAGCCUGCCUCUUGGGAGCAGGCCCUGACAGAGAUCGGUGCUGCCUACAAGGGCCUCGAUGUCAAGGGAGACGAGUUCAAGGCCAUCGCUGGUGCUUUGACCGAGGUCGAGUCCCUGGUCGUCAUGAAGGAUCUGGCCAACAAGCUGGGCUCCGAGAACUUGACCAUCGAUGUCCCUGCUGGUAAAGGGCCUAUCGCUCACGGCGUGGAUGUGCGAUCUAACUACGCCUUCAACUCCCUCAUCUGGGGUGUUGAGGAUGUCGACGCACUACUUCUUGUCGGUACCAAUACCAGACAUGAGGCCGCUAACUUGAACGCUCGUAUCCGCAAGCAGUGGAUGCGCUCAGACCUCGAGAUCGGUGUUGUCGGCGAGACUUGGGAGUCGACUUUCGAGUUCGAGCACCUUGGUGCCGACUUCGCUGCCCUCAAGAAGGCUUUGGCCGGUCCCUUUGGCAAGAAGCUCCAGGGAGCCAAGAAGCCCAUGAUCGUUGUUGGCUCUGGUGUCACUGACCACCCCGAUGCCAAGGCUUUCUAUGAGCUUAUCGGUACCUUCGUCGACAAGAAUGCUGCAAACUUCUUGACUGCCGAGCACAACGGUUACAAUGUCCUGCAAAGAGAGGCUUCGAGAGCUGGUGCUUUCGAGGUUGGCUUCGUUCCUCCUUCCACCGCCGUCGCCGAGACCAAGCCCAAGAUGGUCUGGUUGCUAGGUGCUGAUGAGUUCGCUGAUGCCGACAUCCCCAAGGACGCCUUCAUUAUCUACCAAGGCCACCACGGCGACCGAGGUGCCCAGAUCGCCGAUAUCGUUCUGCCCGGCGCUGCUUACACAGAAAAGGCCGGUACUUACGUCAACACCGAGGGACGUGUCCAGAUGACCCGUGCCGCUACAUCAUUACCAGGUGCUGCCCGCACUGACUGGAAGAUCCUCCGCGCUGCUUCGGAGUUCCUUGGUGCCCCUCUGCCGUACGACGAUGUCGCCAUGGUUCGUGACAGAGCAGCAGAAAUCAGCCCAGCGCUCACCGUGUACGAUGUCGUUGAGCCAGCCUCGUUGACGCAGCUCAGCAAGGUUCAGCUGGUGGAUCAGAACAAGGGCUCAAAGCCAAGCGGCGAGCCCUUGAAGAAGGUUAUUCAAGAUUUCUAUUUCACAGAUGUCAUCUCCAGAAGCUCGCCGACAAUGGCACGUUGCUCCGCUGCAAAGGCGACCGGCAACCCCCUUACAGACUUCAUGGCAUCCGGUAUGGGCGACGAGAACAAGCCCAUGGGUCAGGUCGCUUACGGUGUAUGAGAGGGCGUUAUAGUAUAGAGAAGACAGUGGAUGAAAACGAGACCAUCACAAUGCGAUUUCGAGGCUAGGUUUGCUUUCCCUUUGUUACAUCAUUGGUCUCGCAUUGUAUGUACUGUACAUAUAGGAUGACAACGGCGGGGUAGAAUGAGAAGGUACAUAAAUGUUCUGGCUCGUUGGCCGCUAUGCAAUGUGAUACUGAGGUUAUGCUGCUGUGUUUGAAUACACCUCCAUUGACUUACCAGGCCAGGAAUGAGUUUUAUGAUGCCCGG